CCACACUUUGUUAUUUAAGCUGGUUGGCGACUGGUCACAUUUUGCAACAUUCAGAUGUUGUGUGCAAUCUGUAAACCAACUCAUCCAAACUCACACAAGUCAAUUCAUUGUGAAACUGGGGAACUGGCUGAACUCUGAAAGCCCCUAACCAAAAGAGAUAGGCAUUUGUUGUCUUGAGAAUAAUCUAAAGUACGGUAAAAAUAUUUGCAAAGCUUUUUAAAGCUGAAUCCAGGAGUGUAAUAUUCACCCUGGCUGUUAGCCAUGAAAGCCCCGACAGGCUCGCUCUAUGUAUAAUUAUCACAUUGUGUACAACUGCUUAGACUAAACAAUUGGACACCCGGAACGUGGGCCAAAGAAAAGUACGAGGUAGAUGUUCGUUGCUAUGACUAGAAUUACUGUUUGUGUUGUCGGGAGGCAUCAGUGUUUUAUUUGAGCUGUUUUGUACGAUGGUGGCUCCCUCAGCGUUUGUGGCAGCUAUUUCUUCUGAGACAGACCCACCCACUUUUCUAACUUUGGGUGAAACAGUAUGUAAGCCCAGCCACCUUCCCCGUGAAUCAUGUUAACUCGGCCCCCUAUACUGAGGUGCUGUGGGGACCGACACCAGUCUGCUGCCAAAUGCCAGCGUUGAGAGAGAAAGGGAUUCGGUUCUACUAGCGAGGGAUAACGCAACCCGGAGCCGUUUGAGGGCAUGCAGAGACCUUGUUUAUAAAGGAAAUUCCACAACAUUGCAAGAUGUGGACCACUUACAUGAACGGCAUUGUAGCACAGAAGAAAUUACGCAAAGAAUGUACCCAAGUGAAAGAUUCCGUUGUGUUUCCUCCAAUUGGCAACGGUCUCCUGGGUAAUUCUUUUCCUCCUGUGAUUCGGAAAAAACAAGUGAGCAGCUCAAAGAGUCAAAGUCUCUCCAGUAGCUUGCAGGAUUUGUUCUUCACUCCUCGGAUCCUGGACUCACACAGAAUUUCAUAUACGAUCAGUGACCUUAAGGAUAACAGAGCAGCAGAAUGUCAUUGGAGAGUGCCUUAUAGAAAGGUCAGCAGUGAUACAAACUGCAAGAUCAAGACCCAUUUAAAGAAUCAUUUGCAUCAACGACAUGUGAAGCGGAUCACUCAGUGUUAUGAAUCUGUAAACGAGGACAAUGGAGGCUCUUCAGAGAGGGACAAGACCUUUUUACAUCUAGGACAGUCAUAUAACAUUUCAUUAUAUAAGUCUGGCAGCUGCACAUCACCUCAACUCCUGAACAGUCCAACUGAUUACUGUGAAGAUUUAUUGUCCUGUAGUCUGCAGAAUGAAUUGAGAUACUUUGGAGAAACGAAGGUAGCACAGCAAAUGAGCCAGCCUGGAAAUGACUAUGAUGACCAUGAAAAUUUUUCACUUCCAGCUGAUGCAAGCAGUCAAGCAGUGAAUUUGGUGUCAGCUUCUUGCAAGGAGCUGGAAGAAGAGCAGGGGCUAGGAUCAUGGCAAACUGAAAUUUCAGGAACUGAGCUCCAUCAUUUCACGGAUGGAGAGGCAUCGAAUUCUGAAGAUAAACAGUGUGCACCUGAGUGCCCAGAUCAAAACCCAGCAUCGCAGACAGCAGAGUGCAUAGGUCUAGAAUCUGAGAAAGCCUUCAAUUUGCCAAGUAUGACAGCAUCAAAAAGCCUGCCAUUACUAAAGGCAGAUGAAAAACACCUUUUAACAUCCAGCAGCCCUCUAAUUGAAAUAAUGAAAGGAAAUAUCAAUAUAGUCUAUCCUCCUCAGAAGAAAAAGAUUAUGAUUUACAUUUGUGGUGGCUACAAAGAUACAGAACAUGAAAGGAAUGCGUUAAUGAAGAAUGUAUACCCACAGUUAAACAGUUAUUGCAAAGAAAGGGGUUACGACCUCAUGAUGAUUGACCUUAGGUGGGGCAUGAAAGAUGGAAUUAGUGACAAUCAUACAAUGGCCCGACUACAUCUCGAAGUACUUAAGGAAUGCCAAACUUCAGAAGGCUCCAUUUUUAUUCUUUUAAUUGGCCAAAAGCAUGACCCGCUUUUCCUCCCUGACAGCAUCGUGAAAGAUGACUUUGAAGCUAUUUUGAACUUUAUUGAGGCCAAGAAAUUAGAGGCUACGACAUGGCAGCAUGGAGAACACAACUGUCAGCACCACACACUGCUUGAGGGCCCCGGACUGUGUGAGGAAUCUCAGAGCGGAAAACCCCAUCUGACUAACGCUUCAACUCCACUAGAUAAGGAAGUGCCAGAAAGCUGUGACACUGGAGCCAGUGAAAUCCAGUCUGCCCGUGUCCCUCAGGCACAUGACACAAAUGAUACCGUACCUCAGUCUACACCAGACUUUGGGAAAGCAAUUGGGCUUCUUCAGCAGUGGUACAAACUGGAUGAAAACUGCAUUCCCAGUGUUUACAGGCUGCAGCCAAUAAGGACACACUUCAGAGACAUUUACAGUAUGGAUCCUUCUCGUAGACAGCUUUCAAAGAAUAAUUGGUCAAGUUCUGCCCAGAAACUACACAGUAUUCUCCAGGAAAAUGCACCUUUGGCACUCGGUAAAGAAAGAGCCUCGAAUCUUCUAAGAACAGUUAUAGAACGCGAGGUUAACCAGGGUCUACAGACAAGGGGACCUCCAGAGGAUCAUUGCCAUUGGUUUAAACGGUAUAUCACUGACAUCCGAUGCAACCUGUCAAGCGAGAAAGCUGCAGACUUUAUUGAUGUCUGUCCACGGAUGCCAGAAAUUAAUAAAGAAUUGUAUGAAGCCCACACACAGUUUCUGGAAAGCAUUCAUGCCAAGCUUCGGCACACCAAUAUUUAUGAGUACAAGGUCAGCUGGGGAAGGGAUGGAAUCAGUCCGCAGCUUAACAGGUCCCACUUAGUCUACAUCGAACGCCUGUGUGCCGAUUUCCAAAAAACCUUCAUUGCUCACUUUCACAGGAACAUUGGCUCACUGAAUACUAAGAGAGGGCCAGAAAGAAGGUACCACACAAUGAAACGUUGGGUUAAUGAAGAGACCCUAGAACAUGUACAUCAUUGCCAGACACUAGCUGAAUUUUUUGUUGGAAGAGAAACUUUCUUGCUCAACUUGAAGGAAUGUCUGCACGAAUCGAAUCAAAAACCAAUAAUCCUUCUCGGGGAGGUUGGAUGUGGCAAAAGUGCUCUAAUGGCCAAAGCAUCUCUGCUGGCUUCUGAUUGGGUCUCUGGAGAUCUGCGGAAAAUUGUUCGUUUUAUUGGCAUAACAGGAGAGACCCGAAGUAUUCGCAUGCUUCUUCGCAGCCUGUGCAUCCAACUUGCUGAAAUGUAUGACAAAACAAUCUAUUUCUCAGAGGAUUUCUUAGGGUUGCUAAAUGAGUUCACUUCAUUAAUGGAGUUUGCUACUGAAGACAAACCUCUCUUGAUUACUCUGGAUGGUUUGGAGGAAUUAUCUGAUGAUUACAAUGCUUGGAAACUUUCCUGGUUGCCAAGAGAACUGCCAAAAAAUGUCUAUUUCAUUGUUUCUAUGUUCGUUGAGGAGGAUCAGGCAACACUAAAGAAAUUGAAAGAACAUGGGAACAUUCUUCAUGUGCCACCACUCACCACCACUGAAAUUGAGAAAAUAAUAGGUUAUUGGUUGGAAAAAGACCAUCGAAGACUCACAACUGACCAGCUGCAUUUACUGUUGGAAGCCUGCUCUGCCUGUCCUACCCCUCUCUAUGUCCAGUGUGCAUACAGGGAGUCCCUCAAUUGGCAAUCCUCCAUCCCAGUCUCAGAUAUAUUUCUGCCCCAAAGUCUAUGUCAGUUGUAUUCUGCCAUUCUUAGUAGAAUGGAGAAGGAACACGGAGUAGAGCUUGUGAAGAAAGUAGCGGGGUUGCUAACGUUGUCAAGAAAUGGCAUCACAUUGGUUGAAAUGACUGACCUGCUAUCUCUGGACUGGGUGGUCAUGCAGGAGAUCCAGCAGUUCCAAAAUGUCUCAAUUCCCAAGUUCCCUCUGGUACUUUGGAUGAAACUUCUAAGAGACUUGAACAUCCACAUUGUAGAGUGCAGGACAGACAACACAUAUACAUUUAACUGGUCUCAUUCAGCACUGAAACUUACCUGCUUGAAGAGGUACUUCGUAUCCAGUGAUACCCAGCUAGCUUUACACAUGACCAUAGCAAACUACUUUUUGGGGAAACCAACUAUUCUCCCAGGAGAAUCAAACAACUGUAGCCAGCAAGAGGAGCCAAACAGUCACCCUCUGGCCUGGGUGCUUGAAAAGGAUUCUGAAGUCAACCGUAUGUUUAAUCUACGGAAGCUGAACGGAGUUCCUUACCAUCUGUUGAGGUCGAAUCAAGUAUCGACCCUGAUAGCUGACUGUCUUUUUAAUUUUGAGUUUUUGCUGCACAAAGCGUGGGGUAUGUCUAUUGUCAGUGUGGAGGAAGAUCUCAAAGCAACAAUGCUGCUAGAGAGCAAGGUUGGUGACUUAAACAUACUGAGUGAAGCUAUCCAGCUUUCCAAAAGAGUCUUGCUUCAGGAUCCUUGUCAGCUGGCUUCACAGCUUCUUGGACGUUUACAGCAGAUCAUUACAGAGGAUAAACCAGUGGCUCCAGGUGACCCGAAAAAAUACCCUCAUCUCCUUCAUUUGAUCGAUCAAUGUAAAAGAUCUUCAAUCCCUUUCCUCAUACCUUCAUUCACCUGCCUCUUGCCCCCAGGUGGCUUGCUGUAUGAUACUUUAACAGGUCACACUGACAAGAUUACAGCCGUAACAGGCAUGCAGAAAGGUCUUCAAGCAAUCACUGCAUCCAAGGAUAGGACUCUGAAAAUAUGGGACCUCAAAAAUGGAAAAACUUUGCAGACGGUUUAUGGAGUUGGCGAGAACAUUGAUUCCAUAACUAUCUGCAUGCAGAACAGGCUGGUUGCAGUUACUGAGAAUAACUCUCUCCACGUUUGGGAUAUCCAUUCAGGAAAACAGGUCUUUAAAGUCAGUGACUCUCUGGAUCCUCCCAUUGUAACAUCUGCAAUGGAUGGACAGCUGUUAUUGGCCUUUUACGAUGGAAGUCACUAUGUUAAGAUUUUUGAUUUGACCAACUGCUGCAGAGUACUGCAUCAUGUGAAUGUCUCGCCAGAGGAUGACCCUAUACACAAGGAUCACACUAUUCUGGUAUCUGAGAACUCUGUGAAUGAUUAUGUCCUUUUUGCUUAUCGGAGUGGAAAAGCAGCUAUGGUGUUGAGUGCUAAAAAAGGAAAAGUGGUUGCCAAGUUGUCAACCUGUGACACUAUCGCGUCAAUCCAAGGGGUGGCAGUUACCAAAGAGUACUUUAUUUUAAUGUGCAGAUAUCCAUCCUCAAGACUGUGUGAAGUGCUCCACAUUGAACUGUUUGGUGUGAAGAAUUUUGCUUACAUCCGGACAGUGAAAGGCUGUUGUAACCAUCAUCUUUCUGUCUUGUCUGUAAACCAUGUGGGUUCUCACAUAUUGGCAUUGUGCAGCUCGUUUAAAAUGAACAUCACUGAGAUUGUCUCCUGGAACUUAGAAACUGAAGACCAUAAACACUUGGCCAAGUUCUCUUCAACAGUGAUUGGAGGUGCAUGCCUUGACCUGCAUUUCUGCCUGGCCAUCUGUAAUGGAGAAAAUUUCCUGCGGGUCUGGAACUUAGCUUCUAAGAUCAAUGAUCAGUCAUUGAGCAUCAGUGUGAACAAUAUGAAGAACACUGAAAUGAUUGAGGAAAUUGUUCCAAUGAAAAGCUAUCCUGGGUAUAUAGUGUGCAUGAGCUUAAAUGCAGAGGUUAUCUCUGUCUGGAACAUAAGAAAAUCUAAGUAUAUUGGACGAGCAGUCCAGUCAGAGCGGGGGCUGGUUGAAAGUACAAGCACUGUACUCGUGAGAGAUAUGAAACUUUACAUCCUUUCAGAUAAGAGCUCAGCUACUUUCACAGAAACACCAAGGCCCAUUUUUCAGACACUUGUAAUGUAUGAUCUGUUGAAAAAAAAGUUCUCAAAGAAAUUGACUGGCCUGUAUAUUAUCCCUUCUCCCAAGCAUGAAUUUAGAAUUUUGCCAGGAGAUCUGCUGCUAGGGUUAUCUGAAUACAGAGAUCACCUUGUUAUCUGGAACCUGAAUACUGGAUCAAUAAAGGAACGGAUCAGACCCACAUACAAAGACAAACAUUCCUUAAAUGUCUUCACUUCCUACUCAAAAGACAAUCUCUACAAAGAGCUUCUGACCAAGAAGAAAAAAGAAAGAGAUACGAAAGGAUCAGGAGCAUUUCUCACUCCCUGGGAAAAGCGCAGUGAGACAAAGACAGCACGUAAAAGGAGGCUGGACAAGGAAGUGAAGCAGGAAAUUGAAAUAUUGCAGCAGUUCUCAAAUGAGAAGUCUAACCCUAUUGAUCAGUACCUGCUGAGUGGGGAUGAGAAGAUAAUUGUGUGCUCUUACUUUGCACAUCAUCUUGCUGUCUUCAGCUUGGAGACAGAAUCUCAUAUUCAGACCAUUGAAGACAGGACAUCCAUGCUGUUCUUGCACAUUGCUGCAUUGACGUACAAUGGCAGCUAUCUAGCGCUGUCAAAUUAUAAUGACUUGGAGAAAGUUAGUUACAUCACUUUGUGGGACUUGCAGACAGGGAAGGUCAAGAAACGUUUAAAAAAUGAACCGAACGUCUGUUGUAUUGCGAUCACAGGCAAUGCUGACCGAAUUGUGUUUGGUGUCAUGGAAGCAAACAGACUGAAAGUGUGGGACCCAUUCAGAAAAGGCCACAAGACAAUCCCAGGAUAUGAAAACCUUCAUUUUAGAACAAACAGUACUGUGCAUUUGACAGAUGGUGGAUCAAAAGCAAUCGUUUUCGCAGGUGACGUGAGUGUUUGGGAUCUUGAUAGUGGCACAGUACUGUCCAUUUUUACACCAGACAGCGUUAUUCAAAACAUGACUUUAGCACUUGAAAGCAACCUCAUUCUUCUUGGCAUGAGCAACAAUCCUGUCCUCAUUGUCUUAAAGCUGACAUCAAAGAACAAACUUGAAUUAACUUCCACAGGACGGAAUAUGUUUGGAGAAGAAUCUAGCAGUGAGGAAGAUGACAAUUCUUAUGAAGAUUACAGUCUUCCUCAACCAUGAAUACAAAUAUCUUAACCAUUGUUUGGGCUGUAUCAGUUGAACACAUUGAAUUGAUGGGGUCUGGUGACAUUUUAAGAACACGACUGAACCUUGCAGGGACUUCUACGUGCAGAUAUACUACAACUUUUGCCGCAUUUACAUUUAGUUAGUUUUCACUAAUGCUGCAGUCGUUCAACUGAAGUGCAGACACCUUUCAAUUGCUAGGUUAUAAAUUAAGAUCAACGCGUUCAUUUUAUUUGGAAUUUCCAAAUAAAAUUAGAGCUAAUACAUUAGCAGAUAUUCAACAUUAAGUGGAUUAGCACAUCUUCCUGGUUUGUUUAGAAAUUGACGGUAAACUGGUGGUCCAUUCAGACACUGCACUUUCUCCAUACAACAGCACCUGGUCUAUGUGAAUAUUUAUUUUUCAAUGUCCUAUUUUACAUAUUAAAUUGAAAGCUUCCAUUCUCUUAUCCUGAUAUUUUAUAUCAAGACCAUAAUUUUUCAAGUUGCAUAGUUUUAAAAUUUAUGCAAGGAAUUGGAAUAAGAGUGGUGGAAUUAAUAGCAACUGGCUUAAGGAGGUAUUUGGAGUAUUCUGAAAAACAAUUUUUGGAAUAACCAACUUAACUCUAUUGCAGACCCUGAGAUUUCGUCUAUAGUGAGGCUGUGUUUUGUAUUUUUCUUUAAACCAAGAAAAGAAUUAACUCUGAAAGCAAAAAAAAAACCCAGGAAGGCAGAUUAUUAUUUGAAUGGCUACAAAUUGGGAGGGGAAUGUUCAACAAGACCUGGAUGUCUAUGUGCACCAGUCACUGAAAGUAAGUGUGCAAGUUCAGUAGGUAAAGAAAGCAAACUGUACCUUGGCCUUCAUAGCAAGAGGAUGAGAGUACAGGAACAAAGCAGUCUUGCAAGAAUUAUGCAGACCACUGAUGAGGCAACACCUGAAAUAUUGUGCACGCCAUUUUGGUCUCCUUAUCCGAGGGAGGAUGUCCUUGUUAUAGAGUAAGUGCAAAGGUUUACCACAUUGAUUACUGGGAUGUUAACUAGGAGUUUGUAUAGGGACCCCUGCUUUAUAUUGAAGGUCCUGACCUUGGCAUGCAGGGAGAAAUUCUCAAGUUUGCAAUGCUUCCAAAUUCUAUAAAGGAGGGCACUUGGCUGAAGUUCAGUGAGGAGACUGAGAGGUGAUGCACUGAGGUCAGCUGAACUUAGAUCUCUGCUGGAGUACUGAGUAGUUCUGUGUCCUACAGUUUAAAAUGGAUGAAAACAUAUCAGGUAGAAUGCAGAAAAUGGUUAUGAGAAUGAUUCUGGAUGAGACACAUCAGUUUUGAAAACAGUUUGGAGCUUUGAUAUUCUUUCUUCACCACAAUGGAGUCUGGACAGUGUAAACUGGGAGUAACUGUUCUGUUUUAUGGAAACAUCUAGAAUGAGAGGGCACAUAUGCAUAUGAUUUGCAGAAUAAAGAUACUCAAUGUGAGAAAAACAAAAUUGUCCCAUCGUGAAUAGUUAAAGUCUGGAAUACCUGGAAGCAUGGUGGAAGUAGGUUCAACUGAGGCAUUCAAAAGAACAUGAGCUGAUUAUUUAAACAGAAACUAUGUUUGGUGUUAUGGGGAAAAGGCAGGAAAGUAGCACUGAAAUUAUGCUCAUUCAGAGCUGGUGCAGACUCAACAGGCUGAAAGACUACAACAAUUCAGGAUUCUGUUUAUUCUUCUAGAGAAUGAAAUGGCUUUUCUAGGAGUUUCAGGAUACAUGAGAAUUUCACUUACGUUUAUCAUGGAGAUGUAGGAGGAAGCCAAGUGAGAAUACAAGUGCUAAUCAAAACUGACCCUCAAUUCAGUGCCUCAGAUUUGACAUCUCAUGCUGAUGAUGGUGCUGGAGGUAAUAAUGUGGUCCAAGAUAUAGACUAUUUUGCUUCUCUCAGAAUAAUGAGUGCACUUGCACAAAAGUUUAAAGCAGCUUUCGAUCAAAUCUACUUAAAGUACUAGUGAGUUUUGAGAAGAUUUGUAGCUCAGAAAGUGGGACAUAACACCAGCGCUUCAUUGGAGGCUCACUGAUGAUGUUACUUAGAAUGGUGACAAAACGUCUGAAAACUAACCUUUCAGCUCAGCGAGCAAACUCACAUCCAGCUAAUUAAAGUACCACAAGCUAAAGUUUAACUCCUAAAUAUGAUGCCAAAAUCUAUAACACUGUUGCUACUGUAAGCACCAAAUUGUGUUAGACUAAACCUGAAGGGCCACACAAAUUAUAUCUGGCCAACCUUUGCAAUAAACUAAGUUACCACUUCCAGUGUCUCAACAGGAGGACUGUACUCUCCUUAAAUGUUAUACACUUCCUAGAUGUUAAAUCCAUAGAUGCAGAGAGAUAUGUAUUCAGCUACUUUGAGCUCCUUUAAAAGCUGCUUAAAUAAGCAAAUCUUCGCAAAUACGAUUUGGGGUACACAAGUCAAUGUACAUUAAUUAGAAUUCAGCCAUGUUUAAUACCAUAGUAAAAAUGAUUGCAUAGUUAUACAUACAAUUUAAGCUGAUGCCUUAUACAUGAUGUUGAAAGUUAUUAAA
Molecule: messenger RNA, 9542 nt
Organism: Stegostoma tigrinum
Lineage: Eukaryota; Metazoa; Chordata; Chondrichthyes; Orectolobiformes; Stegostomatidae
Product: NACHT domain- and WD repeat-containing protein 1-like
Exons: 32
Coding region: 733-7017 (2094 amino acids)
Molecular function (GO): protein binding
Source: RefSeq, a predicted model, not a curated record